Messenger RNA from Sturnus vulgaris (Common starling), 1211 nucleotides. NCBI's taxonomy places the organism in Eukaryota, Metazoa, Chordata, Aves, Passeriformes, Sturnidae. The record is from RefSeq and is a predicted model, not a curated record.
CGCUGCAGAGGCUGUGCCAUGGAGCACUGGCUGCCAAGGUGUUUUGGCUGUCCCUCACUGCUGGGUGUGUCUGUUCUCUGCUCUCUCAGAGUCCUGGGGGCUUGGAGUGACAGUGCCUGAGGUGUUCCACACUCUGGCUAGUGUUUGCCCCAGCUCUUGGAGCAAGUGAGCACUGGAGAAGGGGAAGAUGCCUCAGAGGAGCUCCUGAAAUAGAGCUGUGAACUCUGCAGCAAGCACUCGUUGAUGCUUCUCUCUCUCUCUGUGUUGUUGCAGGCAAAGGACAGUGAUGAUGAUGAUGAAGUCACCGUCAGUGUGGACCGGGAUCGUUUCAUGGAUGAGUUCUUUGAGCAGGUGGAAGAAAUUCGAGGCUUUAUUGAUAAAAUUUCGGAGAAUGUGGAAGAAGUGAAAAGGAAGCACAGCGCCAUUCUCGCUUCACCCAACCCUGAUGAAAAAACGAAAGAGGAGCUGGAGGAGCUGAUGUCUGACAUCAAGAAGACGGCGAACAAAGUGCGCUCCAAACUAAAGAGCAUCGAGCAGAGCAUUGAACAAGAGGAAGGACUGAACAGGUCAUCGGCUGACCUGCGGAUAAGGAAAACCCAGCAUUCCACGCUGUCCCGCAAGUUCGUGGAGGUGAUGUCGGAGUACAAUGCCACGCAGACCGACUACCGGGAGCGCUGCAAGGGCAGGAUCCAGAGGCAGCUGGAGAUCACUGGCAGGACCACCACCAGUGAGGAGCUGGAGGACAUGCUGGAGAGUGGCAACCCGGCCAUCUUCUCCUCUGGGAUCAUCAUGGAUUCAAACAUCACCAAGCAGGCACUGAAUGAGAUUGAGACACGGCACAGUGAGAUCAUAAAACUGGAGAACAGCAUCCGAGAGCUGCACGACAUGUUCAUGGACAUGGCCAUGCUGGUGGAGAGCCAGGGAGAAAUGAUUGACCGCAUCGAGUACAACGUGGAGCACUCGGUGGAUUACGUGGAGCGGGCUGUGUCCGACACCAAGAAAGCGGUGAAGUACCAGAGCAAAGCCAGACGGAAGAAGAUCAUGAUCAUAAUCUGCUGUGUGAUCCUGGGCAUCGUCAUCGCCUCCACCUUCGGUGGCAUUUUCGGCUAGACUCACCCCACAGGACUGUUUGUGUGCGAUGGAUGGAGCCGCGCGUGCCAUGGGGCUGCAGCCACACCGGAGCAACCCACGCAGCCCCGGAGCCUCCCAGC